AUGAAGGUUCUCGAUAUCGGGUGCGGUUUCGGUUCUUUGGCAAAAUAUAUGGCGGAUAAUUGCGGCGCGGAUGUCGUGGCCUUCACCAAUUCUGUCGGGAUGGGGGAAGAAGCUCGAAAUCGGUGCAAAGGGAGUAACGUUAAAAUUCAGGUCUGCGAUUGGAGGGACAUUCAAGGAAAAUAUGACAGGAUUUCGAGCAUUAAAAUGAUCGAGCAUGUUGGCGGUAACAAUUGGACAGAAUUUUUCAAGAAGCUGGAUUCUCUCUUAAACGAAGGGGGGAAGGUGUUUCUUCAAUCCAAUACUGCCGAUGCACAAAUUCCACAAGUAUUUGACUUUAUGAAUCGAUACGUUUUUGGAGCCUUCCACACCCCACAACUCAAGCAAAUUGUAGCACAUUCGGAUUGUCUUGAACUAAAAAAGGUUUUAAACUGCAGAACCCACGCGAUAAGAUUUAGCACAUCAAUGGUGGAGAAGGUUGAAGAAAAUUAUGACAAAAUGGUGGAAUUAGUUGGGAUUCAAGUGGCAAGGAGCAUUUUCCUUACCUUUUGCUUUAUGCAAUGUUUUCAAAUCCUUGGCAACUUUAGUGUGCAUCGGAUAAUAUUCGUCAAAAAGGAGAAAACAGGUGUCGAAAUUUGCAAUUCAAAUAAUGCUAUUAGGGGUAAUUCUUGUACUGACCCUCUUCUUGAAAAGGAUAAAUCUUUAUCGAUAAAUGUUUAA
Molecule: messenger RNA, 717 nt
Organism: Folsomia candida
Lineage: Eukaryota; Metazoa; Arthropoda; Collembola; Entomobryomorpha; Isotomidae
Product: cyclopropane-fatty-acyl-phospholipid synthase-like
Exons: 2
Coding region: 1-717 (238 amino acids)
Source: RefSeq, a predicted model, not a curated record